AUGCUGUACCGACCGUACACGGAUCCGGCUUCGCGCUCUGCCACCCGCGUCGUCUUUGCGGUCCUCUGCGCCCAUUUAUCAUCCGCCUCCGCCUCUUGCAGCACUGCGUGGCCGACGCUGCCCGGCUCGCAGUGUGCGUCUGCCGUGCGAGAGCUCACCGCGGUGCCGACCUGCCUCCUGGUCGACGCCAACAACGUGCGGGGCGCGACCGCCUUUCGGCUGACCACCGGGGCGCUGGUGGACCUUGCCGAGGCGUGGGCUCACUCGAAUGGCCUUCGAGGCCGCGUGCACCUGGUUUGGGACCAUGGCUGCAAGCCCGACGCGCUCACGUCGCGCGGCCUUGAGCACGGCUUUGCCGGGCCGCGACAGUCAGCGGACGACAUGAUCGCGGCACAGGUGCCGCUCCUGCUCAAGGGUGGCGAGCGGGUGUGCGUCGUGACCACGGACCGGGAGCUCAUCUUCCGAGCCAAGCACGCGGCCGCCUCGUCUGGCGCAGGGCGAGGCGCGCUGAGGCUCCUCGGGACGCGGAAGUUCGUGGCGAUGCUGCGCCAUGGGCGGGAGGCAGCGGAGUGCGCGCAGGAGGAGGCAAGCCGCUUCGCCAUAGCGCAGCGCGCCUCGCGCUGGCACGAGCGGCGGCGCAGGAAGCACGCUCGCAAGUCCGGCGCCGCGCCCUUCGCCGAGCGGACGUGGCAGAGAGUGCUCCUCGCCGAGAGGCUGCGGCGAGCGAUCCGCACCCGCGAAGGCGGCGUCGCGAACAGCGGCGACCCGACUGCUGAGCGCUCGUCCUUGCUGCGCUUCGCUGCCGCCGUCGGAGAGGAUGGCGAGGCGGCAGCGGAAGAGGCGCCGCCCGCACUCAUUGCGGGAGAUCCUCAUCGCCUUGCGACGCCGAGGGAGUGCGGCGAGUGGGUGCGCGAGCGGCAGCUGGAGAGCCUCGAGCGCUGGCUGAGUCACGCCGGCGACGUCGCGCAGGGCCUAGGCGCUCCUUGA
Emiliania huxleyi CCMP1516 is the source of this 987-nucleotide messenger RNA. RefSeq lists its product as hypothetical. Lineage: Eukaryota; Haptophyta; Isochrysidales; Noelaerhabdaceae. The record is from RefSeq and is a predicted model, not a curated record. The transcript has 4 exons. The coding region runs from base 1 to 987 and encodes 328 amino acids.